Equus quagga is the source of this 5469-nucleotide messenger RNA. RefSeq names its product regulating synaptic membrane exocytosis 2 (gene RIMS2). Gene Ontology annotation, cellular component: cytoskeleton of presynaptic active zone; presynaptic membrane. NCBI's taxonomy places the organism in Eukaryota, Metazoa, Chordata, Mammalia, Perissodactyla, Equidae. The record is from RefSeq and is a predicted model, not a curated record. Gene Ontology annotation, biological process: intracellular protein transport; regulation of membrane potential; positive regulation of synaptic transmission. Gene Ontology annotation, molecular function: small GTPase binding; transmembrane transporter binding. The transcript is spliced from 30 exons. Bases 1 to 4824 code for a protein of 1607 amino acids.
AUGUCGGCUCCUGUCGGGCCGCGGGGCCGCCCGGCUCCCACCCCGGUGGCCUCUCAGCGGCCUCUGCAGCCCGAGAUGCCCGACCUCAGCCACCUCACGGAGGAGGAGAGGAAAAUCAUCCUGGCCGUCAUGGAUCGGCAGAAGAAAGAAGAGGAGAAGGAGCAGUCGGUGCUCAAGGUCAAAGAAGAACACAAACCACAACCGACACAGUGGUUUCCCUUUAGUGGGAUCACUGAACUGGUAAAUAACGUUCUUCAGCCCCAGCAAAAACAACAAAAUGAAAAGGAGGCCCAGACAAAACUUCAUCAGCAGUUCGAAUUGUAUAAGGAGCAGGUCAAGAAGAUGGGAGAAGAGUCACAGCAGCAGCAAGAGCAGAAGGGGGAUGCCCCAACCUGUGGUAUCUGCCACAAAACAAAGUUUGCUGAUGGAUGUGGCCAUAAUUGUUCCUAUUGCCAAACGAAGUUCUGUGCUCGUUGUGGAGGUCGAGUGUCAUUACGCUCAAACAAGGAGGACAAAGUGGUUAUGUGGGUAUGUAAUUUGUGCCGAAAACAACAAGAAAUCCUCACUAAAUCAGGAGCAUGGUUUUAUAAUAGUGGAUCUAAUACACCACAGCAACCUGAUCAAAAGGUUCUCCGAGGACUGCGGAAUGAGGAAGCACCUCAGGAGAAGAAAGCAAAACUACAUGAGCAGGCCCAGUUCCAAGGACCCUCAGGUGACUUAUCUGUACCUGCAGUGGAGAAAAGUCGAUCUCAUGGGCUCACAAGACAGGAUUCUAUUAAAAAUGGGUCAGGAGUGACGCACCAAAUUGCCAGUGACAUAGCUUCAGACAGGAAAAGAAGUCCAUCAGUGUCCAGAGAUCAGAAUAGAAGAUACGACCAAAGGGAAGAAAGAGAGGAAUAUUCACAGUAUGCUACUUCGGAUAGCGCGAUGCCUAGAUCUCCGUCAGAUUAUGCUGAUAGGAGGUCUCAACAUGAACCUCAAUUUUAUGAAGAAUCUGAUAAUAUAAAUUACAGGGACUCCAACAGGAGAAGUCAUAGGCAUUCGAAAGAAUAUAUUGCAGAUGAUGAGGAUGUGGAGAGCAGAGAUGAAUAUGAAAGACAAAGGAGAGAAGAGGAAUACCAGGCACGCUAUCGAAGUGAUCCGAAUUUGGCCCGUUAUCCAGUAAAGCCACAGCCCUAUGAAGAACAAAUGCGUAUUCAUGCUGAAGUGUCUCGAGCAAGGCAUGAGAGAAGGCAUAGUGAUGUUUCUUUGGCAAAUGCUGAACUGGAGGAUUCCAGGAUUUCUAUGCUAAGGAUGGAACGACCAUCAAGGCAAAGAUCUAUAUCUGAACGUAGAGCUGCCUUGGAAAAUCAGCGAUCUUAUUCAAUGGAAAGAACUCGAGAGGCUCAGGGACCAAGUUCUUAUCCACAAAGGACCACAAACCAUAGUCCUCCUACCCCCCGGAGGAGUCCGAUACCCAUUGAUAGACCAGACCUGAGACGUACUGACUCACUAAGGAAACAACACCACUUAGAUCCUAGCUCAGCUGUAAGGAAAACAAAACGGGAAAAGAUGGAAACAAUGUUAAGGAAUGAUUCUCUUAGUUCCGACCAGUCAGAGUCUGUGAGACCUCCACCGCCAAAGCCUCAUAAAUCAAAGAAAGGGGGUAAAAUGCGCCAGGUUUCACUGAGCAGUUCAGAGGAGGAAUUGGCUUCCACACCUGAAUAUACAAGUUGUGAUGACGUUGAGAUUGAAAGUGAGAGUGUAAGUGAAAAAGGGGACAGUCAAAAGGGAAAAAGAAAAACUAGAGAGCAGGCAGUUUUGUCGGACUCUAACACCAGGUCUGAGAAACAAAAGAAAAUGAUGUACUUUGGUGGCCACUCUUUGGAAGAGGAUUUGGAAUGGUCUGAGCCUCAGAUUAAGGACUCUGGGGUAGAUACCUGUAGUAGCACAACCCUUAACGAGGAGCAUAGCCAUAGUGAUAAGCACCCUGUGACGUGGCAGCCAUCUAAAGAUGGAGAUCGUUUAAUUGGUCGCAUUUUAUUAAAUAAGCGUCUAAAAGAUGGAAGUGUACCUCGAGAUUCAGGAGCAAUGCUUGGCUUAAAGGUUGUAGGAGGAAAGAUGACUGAAUCAGGUCGGCUCUGUGCAUUUAUUACCAAAGUAAAAAAAGGAAGUUUAGCUGAUACUGUAGGACAUCUCAGACCUGGUGAUGAAGUGUUAGAAUGGAAUGGAAGGCCAUUGCAAGGAGCCACAUUUGAAGAAGUAUAUAACAUCAUUCUGGAAUCCAAACCCGAACCACAAGUGGAGCUUGUUGUUUCAAGGCCUAUUGGAGAUAUACCUAGGAUACCUGAUAGCACACAUGCACAACUGGAGUCCAGUUCUAGCUCAUUCGAAUCUCAAAAAAUGGAUCGUCCUUCUAUUUCCGUUACCUCUCCUAUGAGUCCUGGCAUGUUGAGGGAUGUUCCACAGUUCUUAUCUGGACAACUUUCAAUAAAACUAUGGUUUGACAAGGUUGGUCACCAAUUAAUAGUUACAAUUUUGGGAGCAAAGGAUCUCCCUUCCAGGGAAGAUGGGAGGCCAAGGAACCCUUAUGUUAAAAUUUACUUUCUUCCAGACAGAAGUGAUAAAAACAAGAGAAGAACUAAAACAGUAAAGAAAACGUUGGAGCCCAAAUGGAACCAAACAUUCAUUUAUUCUCCAGUCCACCGGAGAGAAUUUCGGGAACGAAUGCUGGAGAUUACCCUUUGGGAUCAAGCUCGAGUUCGAGAGGAAGAAAGUGAAUUCUUAGGAGAGAUUUUAAUUGAAUUAGAAACAGCAUUAUUAGAUGAUGAACCACAUUGGUACAAACUUCAGACCCAUGAUGUCUCUUCAUUGCCACUUCCCCACCCUUCUCCAUAUAUGCCUCGACGACAGCUCCAUGGAGAGAGCCCAACACGCAGGUUGCAAAGGUCAAAGAGAAUAAGUGAUAGUGAAGUCUCUGACUAUGACUGUGAUGAUGGCAUUGGUGUGGUAUCAGAUUAUCGACACAAUGGUCGAGAUCUUCAAAGCUCAACAUUAUCAGUGCCAGAACAAGUAAUGUCAUCAAAUCAUUGUUCACUAUCAGGGUCCCCUCACAGAGUAGAUGUCAUAGGAAGGACUAGAUCAUGGUCACCCAGUGUCCCUCCUCCACAAAGUCGGAACGUGGAACAGGGACUUCGAGGGACACGCUCUGCUACUGGACAUUAUAAUACGAUUAGCCGAAUGGAUAGACAUCGUGUCAUGGAUGACCAUUAUUCUCCAGAUAGAGACAGGGAUUGUGAAGCAGCAGAUAGACAGCCAUAUCACAGAUCCAGAUCAACAGAACAACGGCCUCUCCUAGAGCGGACCACCACCCGCUCCAGAUCCACUGAACGUCCUGAUACAAACCUCAUGAGGUCGAUGCCUUCAUUAAUGACUGGAAGAUCUGCCCCUCCUUCACCUGCCUUAUCGAGGUCUCAUCCUCGUACUGGGUCUGUCCAAACAAGCCCAUCAAGUACUCCAGUGGCAGGACGAAGGGGCCGACAACUUCCACAACUUCCACCAAAGGGAACAUUGGAGAGAAAAGAAGUGGACUCCACAAGGAGAAGACAUGCAGGUGCUAUGGAUAUAGAGGAGAGAAAUCGCCAAAUGAAAAUUAACAAAUACAAACAGGUAGCCGGAUCAGAUUCCAGACUGGAACAAGAUUACCAUUCGAAGUAUCGAUCAGGAUGGGAUCCUCAUAGAGGGGCAGAUAAUAUUUCCACUAAAUCUUCGGACAGUGAUGUAAGUGAUAUAUCUGCGGUUUCAAGGACUAGUAGUGCUUCUCGUUUCAGCAGCACAAGCUACAUGUCUGUCCAAUCAGAACGGCCAAGAGGAAACAAGAAAAUCAGUGUCUUUACAUCCAAAAUGCAAAGCAGACAAAUGGGCAUCUCAGGGAAGAACAUGACUAAAAGCACCAGCAUCAGCGGAGACAUGUGCUCACUUGAGAAGAAUGAUGGCAGCCAGUCUGACACUGCAGUGGGCGCCUUGGGCUCCAGUGGCAAAAAGCGGCGCUCUAGCAUUGGGGCCAAAAUGGUAGCUAUUGUUGGUCUUUCCCGGAAAAGUCGCAGCGCUUCUCAGCUCAGCCAAACGGAAGCGGGAGGUAAAAAGCUACGGAGCACUGUCCAGAGAAGUACAGAAACAGGCCUGGCUGUGGAAAUGAGGAACUGGAUGACUCGACAGGCAAGCCGAGAAUCUACAGAUGGCAGCAUGAACAGCUACAGCUCAGAAGGAAAUCUGAUUUUCCCUGGUGUCCGCUUGGCCUCUGAUAGCCAGUUCAGCGAUUUUCUGGAUGGCCUUGGCCCUGCCCAGCUAGUAGGGCGCCAGACUCUGGCUACACCUGCAAUGGGUGACAUUCAGGUAGGAAUGAUGGACAAAAAGGGACAGUUGGAGGUGGAAAUCAUUCGUGCCCGUGGCCUUGUUGUAAAACCAGGUUCCAAGACACUGCCAGCACCAUAUGUAAAGGUGUAUCUAUUAGAUAAUGGAGUCUGCAUAGCCAAAAAGAAAACAAAAGUGGCAAGAAAAACGCUGGAACCACUUUACCAGCAGCUAUUAUCUUUCGAAGAGAGUCCCCAAGGAAAAGUUUUACAGAUCAUUGUCUGGGGAGAUUAUGGCCGCAUGGAUCACAAAUCCUUUAUGGGAGUGGCCCAGAUACUUUUAGAUGAACUGGAGCUAUCCAAUAUGGUGAUUGGAUGGUUCAAACUUUUCCCCCCUUCCUCCCUAGUAGAUCCAACCUUGGCCCCUCUGACAAGAAGAGCUUCCCAGUCAUCUCUGGAAAGUUCAACUGGACCUUCUUACUCUCGUUCAUAGCAACUGUAAAACUGUUGUCCAUAGCAACCAGCGUUACAAAAAAAAAAAAUCACAGGUCGCAAACCCUGGUAACACUGCAUGCUUAAUGUUGUGUCUUCUGAGCCUGUUUCUAGGGAUACAAAGCGAUCCUGUGUUCUCAGAGGAAGUUGCACACAUUGUGCCCUAAAGAAGGCCCUCAGGUGAAAGAGCAGAGCUAUGAAGAACUAUCAGGUUUAGAGUUCAAUACUACUCGAGUUUUGGUCCAAUCUGAAGCCAUGGAUUAAUCUCAAAGAAUCAGUCAGUUUCAUGCAACAAAAGCCCUUUUCAAUGGCACCUUUAUAUUUUUAUCGUUCCUUUUUCUUCAUUUCUCUGACCCCAAAGCCCUGUUAUGCCACAGAAAUGGAGCUAUACAGCCAUUAAGCCAUGGUACAAGUCAAGGAGUAAAGUCCUAGGAAGCAUCAGGUAAAAAGCAGGGGACCCAAGAAGUGGUCCAGGACAAAACCUCAGCCCUCAUCUGGCCGGUGACCAGGAGCAGCCAGUCCAACGUGAACGGCGGUAGACUUCGCAGCUCCAGCAGGCACGUCAUGCACUAAUGCCAAGAUGUGUUGGACUCUGAAAAACAAAAUUCUGUGGCUACACUGUACUGAAUGAAAUUAAAGAAACUUU